Nilaparvata lugens (brown planthopper) is the source of this 10692-nucleotide messenger RNA. RefSeq names its product hepatocyte nuclear factor 6 (gene onecut). Gene Ontology annotation, molecular function: DNA-binding transcription factor activity, RNA polymerase II-specific; RNA polymerase II cis-regulatory region sequence-specific DNA binding. Lineage: Eukaryota; Metazoa; Arthropoda; Insecta; Hemiptera; Delphacidae. The coding region runs from base 180 to 2006 and encodes 608 amino acids. The transcript has 6 exons. The record is from RefSeq and is a predicted model, not a curated record. Gene Ontology annotation, cellular component: nucleus. Gene Ontology annotation, biological process: regulation of transcription by RNA polymerase II.
CGCUAGUAUCGAUUGCGCGAGGGGAUGCGCGAAAGCCACCACGCAAACAUGGACAACCGUAUUCUAGACAAAUUAAAGUGUAUCGUGUAUUUUUGACUAUAAUUGGUGUUAUUUUAAUUGCUUUUUGAUGUGCCAAGUGUCCGGAGUGCGGAUGUGAAGUGUCGGUGUUAUGAGAAAGUAUGGAAACGUUGGGCGAAAUGGCGGAGCCGCGAUUUUCGAGUGAAUCGGCGGUCGAAACGGUCGAUUCGCCUGCUGUAUCCACGCAUGCCGGGCUAAACAUGUCGCCUGUCGAGCUCAGCACUACUAUUUCGCGUUCGGUAGUACCCACUUGCGACGAGUCACUCGCCGAGUUAGCAUCUGACAGGAGUGACUGUGUGAAGGAAGAGCAAGGCCCGUCCAGCGGCGAAGAGUUGUCGGCCGAGGGCGCGUCUAGCCUGGCCGGCGACACCAUCAAGCAAGAGAGUCUCUCAGUCAUUGUUCACCCACACACUGAUUCCGAGCACGACUCAGAGUUACUCAGUCCCGGCAAAAUCUCACCUACAUCGGCAAUCUCAGUCAGCGUGGCCGGCAUGAUUGACGCCACUGACUUUCGCGCCCUCCAACCAGAGCCAACCUAUCAGACACUUACCUCAGUCAACGGCAGGAUGUCACCUCCAGGAUUCAGUCCUGGAUCGUCCUAUGCCACGCUCACUCCACUCCAACCUUUACCCCCAAUUUCUACCAUGUCAGACAAAUUCGCAUACGGCCAUACUGGCAACGUUUCAGGGUCGUUCACCGUCAUGCAAAAUAAUGGACUGAACAAUAUUGGCCUUGGUAUGGGAGUGAACUCGCCUUAUGGUUAUGACAAGCUGCCAUCGAUGGGUAUGUCACCACCGCAUCAUUACUCACCCAAUAACGGCCUCGGAGGAAUUGGUAUGCCACAACAACACUCUCCUCUUAGUCCUCAAAGUUCAUACAGUCAGAACGGACUCAAUUCUCCUCAGAAAAGUAUGUCACCCAACAGCUAUGAUUCACCCUACAAUCAACGUGAUUUGGUAGGCAGAGCGUCCACUCUGAGUCCUCCCUCAGCAUCAAUGCACUCACCACCUAACACGAUAGUGACAGGGUUUGGGGCGACCAGCACGUCUCUGGCAGCCAGUUUGCCAUCGAUAAACGGCUUGACGACAAUUACACCGCACACAGUGGUGGUAUCACCACAUCAUUCGCCACCAUCACUGGUGGCACCGCAGCUGAAGAGGGAGGCGGUUGUGGUGACUACACCGUCGCCGCCGAAACAAGUGCUGGGGCAGCAGACGACCACCGCCACACUAUCCAUCAAGACAGUGACGCCAGUCGGAGGCGGACCUACCAUGGUGGCACAGAAUGAUCUGGAGGAGAUCAACACCAAGGAGCUAGCACAGAGGAUAAGCGCCGAGCUGAAGCGCUACAGCAUUCCACAGGCGAUCUUCGCGCAACGAGUGCUGUGUCGGUCGCAGGGCACCCUGUCCGAUCUGCUCCGCAACCCGAAGCCCUGGUCCAAACUGAAGUCGGGCCGUGAGACGUUCCGUCGCAUGUGGAAGUGGCUGCAGGAGCCCGAGUUCCAGAGGAUGUCAGCUCUUCGUUUAGCAGCCUGUGUAGACGAACCCACCGAGCCUGCACAGAUUCCACAACGAGGCAAUUCGGAUUGCCAAGACUCGGAUCCUUUUCUAGCUUGCAAGAGGAAAGACGAGCCUCAGAUACACCCAGACCACACGCCCGCACCCAAGAAGCCGCGUUUGGUUUUCACAGACCUCCAGCGCCGUACUCUACAGGCUAUUUUUAAGGAAACGAAACGACCGUCGAAAGAAAUGCAGGUGACGAUCGCCAGACAACUGGGUCUGGAGCCAACAACCGUAGGAAACUUCUUUAUGAACGCAAGGAGGAGAUCGAUGGACAAAUGGAAAGAUGAAGAUCCGAAAGCAAUGCAAGGAUCGCCUCAGCACAAUCAGGCUGCCAGCAGUAACCAGCUGCAGACUGACGUGUUGUGACAUCAUGCCAGUUACCCCCUGCAGCACCUCGUCUUUUUGUGAAUGGGACAUCCAUUAAGUGUACAAUCUGCAUUCUAACCGAAUAAAAAACGUGUGCUGGUUGAUGCUAGAACUUCUAGUGCUCUCCGAGAUCAGAAAAUAUUACAUUUUCUGCACAUCAAACAAUGAGAUUUGUAAACUAUGCCACCGAUCUAGUGAAACGUUUGCUCUUGUUAAUAAAUUAACUAUAUGAACUCUGCAAGCGUUUACAGUGCAGACAAUUACAAUAUUCGGAACGAUUGUUGAGUACAGUUCUAUAAUAAGUAACGGUACUUUAGUUACAGUGUGAUACACAUUCUAGGUAAAAUCUAUGUCACAAGUGCCACCCAACCAGGUCACAGCUUAUUUAUCUGACUGUAGUUUUUCUGACUGUGUAAACUACACAGAUUUCGUUACAUAGAUUGUAAUCUUAAUUCAUCUUAUUUUUCUAAAAAUAAAAAAAAUCAGUCUCGGGCACAAAGUUGAUUGGAGCGAUAAUUAUUAUCUCGCGCAAUCACCAUGCUGUUUAUUCUGUAUGCAUGGUAUGGUGUGUCAAAGGAGAGAGCAAAUGCAAUGUGUCCAUUGCAUACGCUGUUUAAAAAAUAAUAAAUUUCAAUAAUACUACCAAAUUUUUGUAUGUAAAAUGAGGUCUAUUCAAAAAACACUAGUUGGGAUAAAAGAAAAACCUCUUUGGGUCAAUAAUUUUAAGUUUUAGUGACUAAGAAUCCUAACUUCCAGAAUUUUCCACGUGCAGUUUCUUUACAGAGUCAGCUUCCCACAUGUGUGGAACUGACUUAUAAAUUGUGAAAAAAUAGUGGACAGUAAGUCAAGACUCUGAGAUAAUAAAUAGUAUGGCAUGUAAGAUGUACCGUAACUGAUUUUACAAAUUUUGUCCAGGGAAGUAAUUCUUAAUUUUUUUUUAAGAAUAGUUAGGCCUUUUUAUUGAAGUGGGUUUGAUAAAUUGUGGUUCAAGUACCCAAUCAAUAUGUUUUAUGAUACAAAAAGUUUGUACAAAUUGUUAGAAAAAAAUUGUAAAACAAUCCAAUCCGCCAAUCUUACUUGCCAGUCAACACUACUUGCAUAUUACAAAAUUAAGCUCUCUUAAAUUCACAGCCAUAUUCAUGUUUACAGAAUAGGAGCGGAAUAUAAAUGUUGCUUAACACAUGUUAUGUUGAUAUUUGAAUGAAAUGCAUAAUAAAAGCUGUAAUAAUUGAAAUUGUAAAUAUUUUUUUUAUAUAUUAUGAAUAUAUCAUUCCAUUAGAGUAGAUGGAUAUCGUGGAAAUAUCAAUAUGUAAAUAAGAUAUAUCAUAGAGUAAGAUUACAAUCUAUGUAUCAUUAUAGUUAUGAAAUAUGAGUAAAAAAUAGUUAUAACUGUUUGAACAAAGAGUAGGAGUUAACCGAUGAUAUAGUAUUUGUAUUGAAAAGUUUCAGACCCACGAUAUUUUACAAUUAUUGUGCGGUUUGAUUUUUGUUGUGAUUAAUUUUCUUAGAUCAUUGAACUUGUAUUUUAAUAAGAGCACAUUUUGUAAUAGUUGAUCAAAUGUAUAAUUGGCAGCGAAUCCUUUAAUUUUUUAGCCUUAUAUUCCAUUUGAUUGUUUCAGCCAAUUAUUAUUGUUCAAUUUUUAAGGCUGUUAAGUUUAGAAGUCCUUUCAAUGUAAUGAAUUUUUCUCAUCAUGCAAGAGACUAGGUUGAUUUUUUCUUUGGUAAAAAAAAAUCUUUCAAAUUUUCCGUUAAUUUGGUAUCGUAUUUUGAAUUAUUUUUCAAGUAUUUUGAAAUAUUUGAAACGUUUCAAAUUGUUACUUUCAUACACUAACUGAAACAAUCAUCAAGCAUUCUGAUGCUUGACCAUCAUUCUGAUGGAACUUACUUCACCAUCAUUCAUAUGGCAUUUCAAGCAAACUGAACAGUUGUGUCCUCGGAAAAUCUUAAAUCGCAGACUUUUCAUUCUUAUUUAAGAAGAAAUUGAAAAUCAUAAUAAAAUGAUGAGUUAAUAUCAAAAUGUGCGUCAAAUGAAUUGACAGUUUGCAAUUGCUAAUUAUCAAGAUGUGAGGAUUCCAAGAUACGGUAUACUACUCAGUUAUUAGCGUAUUGCCAGUGAGACAACACCAUAGUAAUAGCUUAUAUUUUUCAAAUCGACCAAUCAGAACAACAUUUCUCCACUUGGAUUAUCCUCGUUCAUAUAAUCAAGUUUAAUUCAAUUAUAUGAUUAUCAUUAUAUGUUAUCACAACAUUUCCAAAUCCAAGUCUGUAGAAACAAUUACUGAGCUAUUGAUUAAUGCUUAUUGCGAUUUCUCCUACAGCAACAUUAAUCAGGAUAGCCUAGUCUUCUCUCUUGCAUGAUGACAGUAUUACAAACAUUAUUAUUUCCUAUGAAAAGUAGAACAUUCCAAUUAACCAAUUAUCUUCUAGUCCCAACUAUUUUGUUACUUACUUAAGAGUAUUUUAAUUUGAAAUUAACCUUUAAUUUAGAAAUAUAUUCCACAGAUCUAGUCAUUUUGUUAUAGUGUUGGUAAUAUGGAUCAGGUAUAAGUUUCUGUUGCAUUACCAAACUAUUAUCCAUAAGACGGUGGAAUGUGUUGCUCCAUCUGGAAAGUUCCAGUAUUGAUCAUGGCUAGUCAAUUCUCUUAUUUAUGGCUAUGUUAAAAAAUUAUACUGCUAUUAUUUUGUGACAGCAAUCGCAAAUGAAUUACUUGUAACUAGUCAAUAAGAUUGUAAAGUUGAUCUCUUGUUAAGAUUAUUUGUAAUGAGAGCUCUGAUAAAAAACCUCAUCUCAUGUGGUGUUAAAAGAAAAAAUCCUUUCAAAGUUACCAAGAAUUUAUAAAGUUAAUUGAUUCUUGCACAUGUUUAAAAUAAUUGCUAGUGUUUGCUCUUCUAGUCUAUAUAUUUCCAUUCCAACUCUGUGUAUUCGAGUACAAUUUUAAAUCGUGAUUACCGGGUUGUUAUUUCAGCUCUGAUUAUUCCUCAAUUUCUGUUUAUAUUGAUCUCAAAUGAAUUUAAGACUGUUUUUAGUGGGUAAACGUGUAAACAAUACCUUUCUUUGCCAUAAAAGUAGAAAUCAAUAAUUUUCAGGUGAAAAUUCUCUCAAUUCGUCAUGGUGUGAUAUGAUUACAGAACAAUCUUUGUUUAAAGUAAUUUAUUCGUGUUAAUAAUAAUGCAACUAUUUUAUUCCAUAUGACUAAUUACAUGAGUAAGAAAGCAUUUAUUACAGAAAAGUGAGUAGCUUUCUCUACUAAAAUAUUCAUUGAAUAAUUUCAUGGGAUUAGUGCCUGGACACUCUUUCGAUUUCAUAGCUUACGGUAAUAUUGUAAGAACAGCAAAGUUCUUAGCAUGAUCAAAUGUUAAUAUUAUAAUCAAUCAGUAUUCAUAGCAUUGUAGAUCCAAUUGAGACUGAUUGCUGUAUAGUUGUUAGAGAUUGAUCAGAGGAUAGUACUAAAUGACUAAUGUUAAAAUAAAAUUGCAAUCCAUUAUGUUGUUCUGUCAUCUCUUAUCUUUUUUACAGUAUUUUAUCAAUUUGUUAAUAAUUUAUACCAAAGUUGAAAUGAUUUUUUUCUGAAAUCACACUAUUCGGAAAUGAUGUUGAAGUUAUUUAGUUUUGGCGAGAAAAAAAUGCACUGAUAGCACAUGUUUUAACCUUUACUAAAAAUAUACAGCAAAUAAUUGUCUUUAAAUUUUUUCGCAAAUUUUGUGAAUAUGAAUUUGAAGGUUGUUAAUACGAUAAUUAAUAUGGAAAUCCCUACUCAUGAAUAGGCUGACCAACUCUUUUAAUAUUGUUCAAAUCUUAUAACAAUUUUCCAAUGGAAUUGAACUCUUUCAAUAUCUUAGUAAUCGAUUAUUGGUUUAUUUGAUUUGGGGUGAUUUUGUAAGAGCUAUUUGUGCAAUGGAAUAGUAUAUUCUCUAAAUUGAUUCAGUGGACAUCUGUGAAAUUUAGUAGGAUACUGUUAUUGGCAGAAAAAAUAUUGUUUCCCCUCUAAGACAUAAGCAUCCUUUGACGCUUUAGAGAACUUGAAGAACUUGAAGUAUUCCAUAGAAAGAGUUGUCAUUGGAAGCUUUAAUUCAAAGUCCAAAAUAGAACUUCCUUUUCAUCUCAUGAUCCCACUUCUCUUUUAGUUUGUGAUUGUGAAUGACGUAAUUUCUUAUAAUCUUUUCUUAAAAUGAAUUAAUUUAAUAGUUAAAUUUUUCUCAAAUCUGUCAGACAAAAGAAAUUCAUUGUUUCUCAAGUAUAUGAGUAUUCAGUUGAAGCUUUAUAAAAUUUCAUUGAAUUACUAUGUAUAUUGAUUUAUAUGUUUAACAUUUGAUACUAUGUGUUACUAUAAAAUAAAUCAAUUUACUUCAGUCGCUUUGUAUGUGUGAUUGAAUUUGUGGCGAUGGCUAUACUUUUACGAGCCAUUCCACUGAAAUUGAUUUAUAUAAUGUGUUAAUUCCCUUGUGUGAUCAUUUAAUUGAUACUGCAUUAGAUUUUCAUAAAUGAUAAAUUGUGUAUAGAAUUCAUGGUUAUGUACAGGGAACAAGGGAACAAUCAUGUUCUGCAAUAUAAAGAUGUAGAUAAUUUGUAUGUUUCAAGUAGAAAGCUUUGUGUUGUUCAUAGUUCAUGAAGAUUGAAUUUGAAGAUAAUGGCAGCAAAACAAAGCAUAAGAUUAUUUUAAAGACUUAAUAUGUGGAUGCGAGUACAAUAUUGUGAACGGGAGCUUUUAUAAUUCAAUAUAAUAUUUUAUUGUUUUGAAAUUCUCUACAAUAUUCAAUGAUUUUAUAUUAAUUUGUGAAUUCACGAAUAUUUUAUUUCCAAUUCAUAUAACCUGGUAGUUUCGUGUAAGAGUUUGAUUUUGUUUCUUCCUAACCUAAUGUACAUAGUUUUAUUUGUGUUGGUAAAUAUUAAGCAAAAAUGCAGAAUAAGCAUUCCAUUUGUAUCUCAUGAUUUCCAUAUUUACAGUUUUCAUGUAGAGUAAUAUUCUCAUUCAUUGUAUUCAGAGAAGAUUUUUGUUCAAUUAUAGAGCUUGUUAUUCCUUUUAUAUCUUUAUGUGUUCAUUUUUUGAUACCUUUUUGAAUAAUCCUAGUCAUUCAGUGAAUUUGAAGGUGAGGUUUCAAAUAAAAUAAGGUGAUUUGUCUGCCAUUUUAAAUAUUAUUCUAAAUAACAUGAAGAAUAUUCUAUCAAUGAGUAUUGAUAUUAACUAGCUACCUCUUAUUAUAUUGACAGUUCAUCUACACCUGUAAUCAUUGUAACUUAAUUUUUUUCUCUUUUGAUAAAAUCACAUGGUUCAAAAUCUGGGUUGAUAGUUUUCAUUUCACAGCUAACUCAAUAACUGCAGUCACUUCAUUAAAACAAAAAUCCUGAAAUAUCUGUAGAUUUCUGUAUUCCAUAACUAAUUAUUAUUGUCUAAUACACUUAGCUCUUUAUUUGAAAAUUAAACAUGUGCUCAAAAAAUCCUACAGAACCUUUUCAAGUACCCGAUCAUUCAUAUAACACAGAGGAUGAGAUUAAUUUUGUAAUUUCAAUCGGUCAGAUAUUGAUUUCUGAUAUUGAUCACUGAUUCACUGCAGAUCAUCAGUUAUUAGUUGAUCAGGAGAGAUCAAACAUAAAUACAAUCUCAUUAUAUUGUAUAAUGUAUGCAGUUAAUAGUGAUAAUAAAUGUACACUGAGAAAUAUGCGUGCCUUUUUGUUCCAAUAGGUAGCAUAUAAUAUUAGAUAAGUAGCUUGUUUUAUUGCAUUGUAAAUCGAUUAAGAUACAACAAUCAUACCGUAUUUAUAAACGAUCAUGGCUAAAGUUGACCAUGAUAGCUGCAGGUAGUGGAUCACGGUAGAUCCAGAAUCUAUCAAUAACUAAUUGUAACUUUUUUACAAAUUUAUCCGUUCUGCAGUAUUCUCUGAAUGAUUUUUAUAAUGUAUCAUUUUUUAACAUCAUUCCAAAUAAAAUAUUUUAAAUUCAUUAAUAAAAUAUUGGGUAUUUUUGGUUUCGUGGUCGUGCUGACAAGCUAUCUAUAAGAUAAGUUAAACUCAAUGCGUCUGCUACUCCCGUUGUAAGGGUGACCAUUUUAAGAGCCGAAUUCCUGUAAAUACAAUUUAUGAGUUUGCAAUUAGCUUGCUGGUGGUUAGGAACCCACCUAUAGCUGUAGAUCCAUUCAUCUCUCACUAUCAUCCAUCUCAUUACCCAGGCACAAGCGAAGAGCUCAUGUGGGCAUCAUCCUCAGCAAAACAAAAACUUCACUACCAUAUUGCGAAUUUUUAUAAUUGAUUUUUUUCAAUAAGCAAGGAUGAUAAUUUUUUCAAACAGAUAUCUUUGAGUGUUGCACUGCAUUGGUGAAUACUAAAAGAAAUUGUUGUUUUUCUUACUUCCAUUCCUUUACCAAAAUAGAGUAGGAAUUUAUUUUUAUUUUUUUCUUCAAAACCCUUUACAUUAUUUGGCCAUGUUUGAAUAACACCAAUAAUUCAUAAUUCCGUUCAUACUCUCUCGUAAGAGUCAAUGACAAAUUACUGUAGAAUCAUUAAUUUAUGGUUCACAGAAAAUUAUCAGCCCAUGUUGAACAUAAAGCCAGAUGAUACUUCACAUUAAAUAAUAAAAACUUUUCAAUACGUGAAUUACGACAUAGCAAUAUGAUUUUUAUUAUUAAAACGUAUUAGCUUCUCCUUUAGGACGCCAUAUCCAUGUCCAACAUCCAACACUGGUGGACGCUUCUGUUGUGGUAUUUAUACAGUUAGUUAGCAUCGUGGGUAGUAGGAGUGGCACGAUUAUUUGAAUGGUUGUUGGCGGCGGGGUGACGGCAAUUAAAUAAAAUUAAUAAUCAACACGGCUUCAAUAUAAAUACAGAAAACCAACCACAUCAGACGUCCUAAUCCACCAAACCUCCUUACCCCACCCAUCACAGACAUGCUGCCUUCAAAACAAUGACCUAUACACUGAACACACCAUACUCCCAUCAGCAACAGACCCACACACCCACACUACUCAAUACAAUAACAUUCUUGACCCAAACUAAUGCUUAUCACCCACAACUCAUACACAAAAUCCAACAGAAAAUUAAAAAAAAACUCAAAAGCCCAGCACUGAACAUAACAAAUUCUUAACACUCAUGUACAUCAACUCAAAGUCCAACAAAAUAGUAAUAAAUUUCAAGAAAGCAGGAUACAAUAUAGCAUUCCAAACCAUAAAAUAAAAGCCGAAAUGUGAGUAGAAGCUUCCAAUCAUAAAAAUCAGACUGUUAUGUCGUAAGCAUUGGAAAGUGAUGAUUAUGAAGCAGUUCGUAAUGUAAAGUGAAACUUACGAGUAAAAAUAAUGUGGAUAUUCAAUUUAUUGAAAAUCAACGUGAAAUUUUUUUGGAACAUUCUAUGUUGCUGGAGGAAUAAAAUAUCACGGUCAUGGAAAGGAGAAAAUCAUUUUUUUUCUUCUAAUUGUAUCGUGAGAAAUUUGUCAGUUGAAAUUCAUUCUAAAGGAGACAAGUUUUUCAUUCAGAAUUCUUGAAUGCUCCAGCCAUGUCCUUGAAAUUUCAUUUAAACCCACCAUUUAUAGAAUAAAAAGGGAGAAUAGAGGCCUCUUGAACACAGGGACGAAAGGCAUUCUUCAAAAAUACUAUAUUUCUAUGAAGAAAUGUCACUUUUAUUUGAAUGAUUUUAUUUCCUCAAUAUUUAUUCAGACAAAUGAUUUAUUUACUUUUGUUUUGUUUAAUUACUUACUAUUGAAGUGUUCAGCAACAGCAAAUUCAGUUAAUUAUUUUGGAAUAACAACAAAAACAAAAUUAUUGAGAAUCAUAAUCCAAAGAGCUGUGAUUGACCCUUUUCAACUCUUAGGUUCAAUAAUUUGUACAGAGCUAUGGUAAAUAACAAAACCCACAAGAGAAUAAAUAAAAAUCAGAGGCUAGCGCCAUGUUUAAAUAAUCUUGGAAUUAUUGUGCCUAUCAAAACUGCAUAUUGUCAGGUUAACCAUGUUAUACAUAAUAACAUAAUUGUAAAAGUUUAUAUUUAAUAGAUGUCCAGAUAAAAUUGAGAGGACAAGAGUCUAAACUGUAAAGAUUCCAUUAUUUCUUUUGUAAGGGAAAAUGUGAAAGUUGAGUACAUUGAAUGUGCUGAUAAUAAUAAUUCUAGGUAUGUAUUCUGGUAUAUAAAUAUAUAUUAUAUAGUGUAUUUUAUAAUGUGUUAGGUGUACAGAUCAAUCUAGAAAAAGCGGUCUCAGAAAUUAAUAUUUUUAUUGUUGUGAAUUUUAUGUGUUCAGUUCAAUAUUGUUUAUGUUUGCAGCUUCUGAUGCAGAAAUUUUGAUGUUCAGAAUGUAAUUCAGCUUUUUAAAUAAGUAAAUAUGUAGUUGAAAUUAUUGUGUAAUGUUUCCUUCGUUGGUUUCAGAAUGUGAAAAUGGCUAUAGAACCAAUAAAAGCAAUAAGAUAGAUGCCUCAAACUUUACCUGAUAAUUUGGAUUUGGUGGUUCAUAUGUAUGCCAGAAUACUGUAGCGUAGAAACCUUGAUUAGCAUAGCUUUUUUGUCGAAAAAUGAAUUUAUGGAGAGACCCACUGUCAUUCUAGUCAAACAAAACAGUUGUUGUAUUCAGUACAAUAUACUGUUAUCACUCUUUACUUUACUAUUGUUUGUUUGUCAACAGAGUCAUAUUCAUAUUAUUGAAUAUCGUUCUUUGUUCCAAAUUGCAUUAUUUGUACAAUUAUUUUGUAAAUAAAGGAACUUGUCAAAGCCUUA